This is a messenger RNA of Odobenus rosmarus divergens (Pacific walrus), 3082 nucleotides long. RefSeq names its product AP2 associated kinase 1 (gene AAK1). The record is from RefSeq and is a predicted model, not a curated record. Gene Ontology annotation, molecular function: protein kinase activity; ATP binding. The transcript is spliced from 21 exons. The coding region runs from base 35 to 2923 and encodes 962 amino acids. Gene Ontology annotation, biological process: protein phosphorylation. NCBI's taxonomy places the organism in Eukaryota, Metazoa, Chordata, Mammalia, Carnivora, Odobenidae.
UCGGUAUUUUGCUUUACUGCUUCCUAUUCGCAAGAUGAAGAAGUUUUUCGACUCCCGGCGAGAGCAGGGCGGCUCUGGCCUGGGCUCCGGCUCCAGCGGAGGUGGGGGCAGCACCUCGGGCCUGGGCAGUGGCUACAUCGGAAGGGUCUUUGGCAUUGGGCGACAGCAGGUCACUGUGGACGAGGUGUUGGCGGAAGGUGGAUUUGCUAUCGUGUUUCUGGUGAGGACAAGCAAUGGAAUGAAAUGUGCCUUGAAACGCAUGUUUGUCAACAAUGAGCAUGAUCUCCAGGUGUGCAAGAGAGAAAUCCAGAUAAUGAGAGACCUAUCGGGGCACAAGAACAUUGUCGGUUACAUUGACUCCAGUAUCAACAGUGUGAGCAGUGGUGAUGUAUGGGAAGUGCUCAUUCUGAUGGACUUCUGUAGGGGAGGCCAGGUGGUCAACCUGAUGAACCAGCGCCUGCAAACAGGUUUUACGGAGAAUGAAGUGCUUCAGAUAUUUUGUGAUACCUGCGAAGCUGUUGCCCGCCUGCAUCAGUGCAAAACUCCUAUUAUCCACCGUGACCUGAAGGUUGAAAAUAUCCUCUUGCAUGACCGAGGCCACUACGUCCUGUGUGACUUUGGAAGCGCCACCAACAAAUUUCAGAAUCCACAAACUGAGGGAGUCAAUGCAGUAGAAGAUGAGAUUAAGAAAUACACAACGCUGUCCUAUCGAGCACCAGAAAUGGUCAACCUGUACAGUGGCAAAAUCAUCACUACGAAGGCAGACAUUUGGGCUCUUGGAUGUUUGUUGUAUAAAUUAUGCUACUUCACUUUGCCAUUUGGAGAGAGUCAGGUGGCAAUUUGUGAUGGAAACUUCACAAUUCCUGAUAACUCUCGAUAUUCCCAAGACAUGCACUGCCUAAUUAGGUAUAUGUUGGAACCAGACCCUGAUAAAAGGCCGGAUAUUUACCAGGUGUCCUACUUCUCAUUUAAACUACUCAAGAAAGAAUGCCCAAUUCCUAAUGUACAGAACUCUCCCAUUCCUGCAAAGCUUCCUGAGCCAGUGAAAGCCAGUGAGGCAGCUGCAAAAAAGACCCAGCCAAAGGCCAGACUGACAGAUCCCAUUCCCACAACAGAGACUUCAAUUGCACCCCGUCAGAGGCCUAAGGCUGGGCAGACUCAGCCAAACCCAGGAAUCCUUCCUAUCCAGCCAGCCCUGACACCUCGGAAGAGAGCCACGGUUCAGCCCCCACCCCAGGCUGCAGGAUCCAGCAAUCAGCCUGGCCUUUUAGCCAGUGUUCCCCAGCCAAAAACCCAGCCCCAAGCCAGCCAGCCUCUACCCCAGUCUCAGCCUAAGCAGCCCCAGCCUCCACCCACCCCACAGCAGACGCCGCCCACUGCGGCCCAGGCUCUGCCCACUGCGGCCCAGGCCACGCCCCAGCACCAGCCGCAACUCUUCCUCCAGCAGCCGCCGCCGCCGCCGCCGCCGCCGCAGCAACCGCCUCAGCAGCAGCCGCCACCUGCCCAGCAGCCCGCGGGCACGUUUUACCACCAGCAGCAGCAGGCCCAGGCCCAGCAGUUUCAGGCAGCACACCCAGCCGCCCAGCAGCCGGCCCUCGCCCAGUUCCCGGUGGUGUCGCAAGGCAGCUCCCAGCCGCCGCUGACACAGAACUUCUACCAGCAGCAGCCGCCGCAGCUGGCCGCGAACUUGCACCAACAACAGCUGCUGACUCAGCAGGCCGCCUUGCCCCAGAAGACCGCCGCCGCGGCCGGACAGCAGCCCCAGGCGCCGCCCGCCGCAGCCCCGCCGGCGCCCGCGGCCCAGGAGCCGGCGAUUCAAGCCCCAGUACGACAACAGCCAAAGGUUCAAACAACCCCACCUCCUGCCGUCCAGGGGCAGAAACUCGGAUCUCUCACUCCUCCGUCAUCCCCCAAGACCCAGCGUGCUGGGCACAGACGGAUUCUCAGUGACGUAACCCACAGCGCAGUCUUUGGGGUCCCUGCCAGCAAAUCAACCCAGCUGCUCCAGGCAGCUGCAGCUGAGGCCAGCCUCAAUAAGUCCAAGUCUGCAACCACCACUCCAUCAGGCUCUCCUCGGACCUCCCAGCAAAACGUUUAUAAUGCUUCAGAAGGUUCUACGUGGAAUCCCUUCGAUGAUGACAAUUUCUCCAAACUCACAGCUGAGGAACUGCUGAACAAGGACUUUGCCAAGCUGGGGGAAGGGAAACAUCCUGAGAAGCUUGGAGGCUCCGCUGAGAGUUUGAUCCCAGGCUUUCAACCAACUCAAGGUGAUGCUUUUGCCACUCCCUCGUUUUCUGCUGGAACCGCUGAAAAAAGGAAGGGUGGGCAGACUGUGGAUUCUAGCCUCCCACUUCUAAGUGUAUCUGAUCCUUUCAUUCCUCUUCAAGUACCUGAUGCACCAGAAAAACUAAUUGAGGGACUCAAAUCUCCUGACACUUCUCUCCUGCUCCCUGACCUCUUGCCUAUGACAGACCCUUUUGGUAGCACGUCCGAUGCUAUAAUUGAAAAAGCUGAUGUUGCUGUUGAGAGUCUCAUACCAGGACUGGAGCCCCCAGUGCCCCAGCGCCUUCCAUCUCAGACGGAAUCUGUGACCUCGAACCGCACAGAUUCUCUCACCGGGGAAGAUUCCCUGAUUGAUUGCUCCCUGCUUUCUAACCCUACUACUGACCUUCUGGAAGAGUUUGCCCCCAUAGCGAUCUCUGCUCCAGCCCAUAAAGCUGCAGAAGAUAGUAAUCUCAUCUCAGGUUUUGAUGUCCCUGAGGGCUCGGACAAGGUGGCAGAAGAUGAAUUUGACCCUAUUCCUGUAUUGAUAACCAAAAACCCACAAGGUGGGCACUCUAGAAACAGCAGUGGGAGCUCUGAGUCCAGUCUUCCCAACCUAGCCAGGUCUUUACUGCUGGUGGAUCAGCUCAUAGACCUGUAGCCGUGACCCAGUAGCAGAUGCAGUUCUGUAACCUUCACACCGUAAUAUACGUUUUCAUUACGGAGUUAUAAGAGAAAUGAUUUUUUAAAAAAUCUGCUAAUAAGGGGCCCUCUAGCCCUUAUCUCCUAUCCCUUGCCUUCUCCUGUAGAAAUGAUAAGG